Messenger RNA from Eucalyptus grandis, 1086 nucleotides. RefSeq names its product protein OPI10 homolog. Gene Ontology annotation, molecular function: nuclear import signal receptor activity. The record is from RefSeq and is a predicted model, not a curated record. NCBI's taxonomy places the organism in Eukaryota, Viridiplantae, Streptophyta, Magnoliopsida, Myrtales, Myrtaceae. Gene Ontology annotation, cellular component: nucleus; cytosol. Gene Ontology annotation, biological process: protein import into nucleus.
UGGGUUUUGCCGUGGACCUCCUCCGUCCUCCUUUUGCCAAAACUCCAUUUUCCUGCUCCUCCUCCUCCUCCUCCUCCGACUUUUGCAGCCUCUGGUUUGUUCUAGACUCUACUGGACUCUUCUCCUCCCCUCCGCUCCCUCCCCCAAAUACCGCCCCGCCUCCUCCCCCACCACCUCGCCUCCGUCCUCCGCCGUCUCGAGAAUCUCUCCGACAGAGGGAACAGAAGCCAUCGCCGUUAAUCCCGCCGCCGCCGCCGCCGCCGCCGAGGAUGUUCGGGGUCGUGUUCCCCGACCGGAGCUUCCCGAUCGACAUCUCCGCCUUCGCCCAGAUCGACACCUUCCACUGGGUCCUCGACAUGAACACCUUCGUCGGGGAAGCGUACGACCAGGUCCGUGAGAUGUGCAUCUUCCUCCUCAACGGCUUCGCCCUCCCGCCCGACAAGGCCCUCGCCGUCUACGUCCAGUCCCCCGGGUCCCCCUUCGUCUACUGCGGCGCCGUCACCGUGUCCCGCCCCUCCGCCGUCCUCCCCCUCGCCUGGCCGGAGCCCGGCGGGGACGCCGCCGCCGCCGCCGCCGGGGGCCAGCUGCAGCUGACGUCGCCGGGGGCGGCGCCGCUGACGGCGAAGAUCGGGGUGUCGGUGGAGGAGGCGGGGGCGCUGCCGUCGCUGGACGCGGCGGAGGGGAGGAGGGUGGAGCGGAUGGCGAUGAGGGUGGGGGAGAACCUGUUCAACUUCAUGCAGUCGUUCUGCGGGGUGGACGGGAGCAGGCUGGUGGUGCCGACGGACAUCCUGGACCGGUGGUUCAAGAAGUUCCAGGAGCGGGCCAAGCGCGAUCCCGACUACCUCAAGAGCUUCGCUUUGUAGAUUUCUCUCUCUCUCUUUGUUCUCUCUUCUUGUUUUUCGUUUGUUUUUUUCCUUGCUUUGUUAGGUGCUUGAGAAGAACAGGCAAGAUUUGAGCUAAAAUUGACGCUUUUCCCUCGUGACUUGAACGUGGUAGAUUACGUAUUGUUUAAGUUGUCUAACGCUUGUACAUUGAUCUAAGCGUGUCUAAUAUCAUGCCCGAACUUUAGUCGACGUUGUCCUUCAA